AUGCCACCAAAGGCGCCCAAGGGAGCCCCCAAGGCGGCCGCCAAGAAGGGGCCGCCGAACGCCAUGCUGGCGAAGCUCAAGAUGAAGAUGGAGCUUCAGAAGGUGGAAGAGGAGCGUCUGCGCCUCGAGGCCGAAGAGGAGGAGCGCCGCAUCCGUGAGGAGGAGAGGCUCGCUGAGGAGCAGCGCAAGUUCGAGGAGGCGGAGCGCCAGAAGGAGCGCGAGCGUCAGAAGGAGGAAGAGCGCCUGGCCCGCAAGGAGCGCAAGGCGGCUGGGAAGAACGACGCCCUCGACCGCAUGCGCGCGGCUGGCAUGAUAUUGCCCGAUAUAGAUCGCAUUCGCCAUGAUGAGGAGGUGCGCAAGGUGGAGGAGAACGCUGCCCCAAAGCCGAAGCCAAAGCCGAAGCCGAAGCCGGUGGUUGCCGCGGCGCCGCCUCCAGAAGAGGAGGAGGAAGAGGGGGAGCCGACGGAGCUGACAGAGUCGGAAGAGGAGAUCGACGAGGACGACUGGGAAGCCGUCAUGGAGCGCGAUGAGCGUCGUGCCACCCGGCACACGAACAACGAGCGCAUCCGUGCCGAGCGUGCUGAGCGCAAGGAGACCCGUAAGGCGGAGAAGCAGCGGAUGGAAGCGGAGAUUCGGUCGAAAAACCACGUUCUGGAGAAGGUGAGCAACCUGCGCUCCCCGAUUUGCUGUGUGCUUGGCCACGUCGAUACGGGUAAGACCAGCCUGCUGGAUCGCAUCCGCUCUACCAACGUACAAGGAGGCGAGGCCGGUGGUAUUACGCAGCAGAUUGGCGCCACCUUCUUCCCUCGCGAGUCCCUCGUGUCUGCCACGGCGGAGCUGAUCAAGAAGCACAAGUGCAACCUGAACGUGCCGGGUCUGCUGGUGAUCGACACACCCGGUCACGAGUCUUUUACAAACUUGCGCAGCCGCGGCAGCAGCCUGUGCGACAUUGCGAUUCUGGUGGUGGACAUCAUGCACGGUCUGGAGCAGCAGACGCGCGAGUCCAUCCGCCUGCUGCGCGAAAAGCGGUGUCCAUUCAUUGUGGCACUGAACAAGGUGGAUCGCCUGUUCGACUGGCAGCCGCACGAGAACAUGGACAUACAGCAGUCACUGGAGCUGCAGAAGGCGCACGUCCGCAGCGAGUUCCACACGCGCUGGUGCCAGGUGAAGAACGAGCUCUCCGCUGAGGGGCUAAACUCGGAGCUGUACUACAACAACAAGGAGGUGCGCAACGUUGUUUCGGUCGUGCCGACGUCGGCCCGCACCGGUGAGGGCGUGUGCGACCUGCUUCUGCUGGAGAUUCAGCUCGUGCAGCAGUUCAUGGAGGGCAAGGUGACCUACAAGGACGAUUUGCAGUGUACGGUGCUUGAGGUGAAGCCGAUCACGGGGUACGGCUUCACGGUCGACGUCAUCCUCAUCAACGGCGAGCUGCACGAAGGAGACGAGGUAUGUCUGUGCGGUCAGAACGGCCCCAUCUUCACGCAAAUCCGGUCGCUGCUGACACCGCAGCCCCUGCGCGAGAUGCGUGUGCGCGGCGAGUACAUUCACCACAAGUCGAUCAAGGCGGCAAUGGGUGUGAAGAUCUCCGGAAACGACCUCGAGUAUGUCAUCCCCGGUACCCAGCUCCUCGUUGUGCACGCGAACGACAACAAGGAGAAGAUCGCCGAGCUGGUCAUGAAGGAUGCGACCAAUAUCAACGAGUUUCUGGACCCCGACGGCCUCGGCGUGAGUGUGCAGAGCAGCACCCUCGGCGCCCUCGAAGCCCUUCUGUCGUUCCUGAAAGGCAUGAAAAUCCCUGUGGCGAGCAUCGCCAUCGGCCCAAUCUACAAGCGUCACAUGCACCAGGUGCUAUCGAUGAAGCGGCGGGAGCCGCGCUACGCCGUGAUUCUUGCAUUCGACGUGCCGGUUUCCGAGGAGGCGCGCGAGAUCGCGAAAAAGAACGACAUCGACAUCUUCGAGGCGAACAUCAUCUACCACCUCUUUGACAAGUUCACUCGCUACAUAAACGAGUACGAGCAGCGCGAAAAGGACCGCCUGCGCUCUGUCGCGGUCUUCCCGGUGCAGCUGAAGAUGAUUGCCGAGUCGAUCCACUCGACCGACCCCAUCAUCAUUCCUGUCACAGUGGAGCGUGGUCAGCUGCGCCCCGGAACGCCACUGAGCGCGAUUCGCAAGAAGGACGACAGCGUCGUCGUUAUUGGCCGCGUGAUGUCGAUGGAGCGCGGCAACCGGCCAGUGGAGAUCGGCACCCCUGGCAUGGACCUGGCUGUGAAGAUAAACUCCGGUGAGUCGGGCGUCACGGUCGGCCGGCAGUUCGACAACAGUGACAUCAUUGUGUCGCACAUAACUCGCCAGUCCGUGGAUGCCGUGAAGAAGUUCAAGGACGAGCUGAAGCCCGAUGAUGUGCUGCUGCUGGCCUCGCUCAUCAAGGUGCUGAAGGUGCCAAACAAAUAA
This is a messenger RNA of Leishmania major strain Friedlin, 2451 nucleotides long. Its product is annotated as putative translation initiation factor IF-2. The coding region runs from base 1 to 2451 and encodes 816 amino acids. Gene Ontology annotation, molecular function: GTP binding; translation initiation factor activity; GTPase activity. The transcript has a single exon. NCBI's taxonomy places the organism in Eukaryota, Euglenozoa, Kinetoplastea, Trypanosomatida, Trypanosomatidae. The record is from RefSeq and is a predicted model, not a curated record.